AUGACCUGCUACAUUUCACUCAAUUUGGCCAUCUCGGUGAGAUUGAUAAAGCCUGGAAAGCACCUGAAACAUGUAUUCUUCCCAAUAUCAACAAGCAACCAGCUGAAGGUUGGGAGCAGAGAAGUAGCUUUGGAAGGAAACAAUAUUGAGAAAAUCCUCCAUAUUGUUUCCACACAAAUGGGAUUGGAAAGUUACAGAAGAGCCAUUUCUAGUAUUGUCCUGGAUUGGUGCCUCUCUCUGUCACAACAAACAUUGGAAGAUGACACCAACCCAGACACCACUGAUGUUGACAAUGAGAUGGGAAAAUUUCCCUCCCACUUUCCAGAGGUAUAUCCAAACAGCUCUUGGUCUCUGUAUGGCUUAAAUGAAGAGGGACAGAUUUUUCAGAAAAUCUGCGGUUCCAAGGACAAUCAAUGGAACGUUCUCAAAGAUAUUGAUGACUGGCUACACAAAGAGUUCUAUGAUGAUGAGAACGAUUUGACUUUAAAUGGCAUGCCAUACAAGGGGAAGUGGAAAUGGCGGAAAGAUAAUGACUAUCAACUGCAAAAAAAUAACAUGCUUCCUUCCUAUCUAAAAGGUACCAAUGAUGAGCUAGAACAAUUUAGGAAAGAGAGAGAGAGAUCAGAAGCCCCACCAAAAGGAUAA
Messenger RNA from Cylindrotheca closterium, 645 nucleotides. NCBI's taxonomy places the organism in Eukaryota, Bacillariophyta, Bacillariophyceae, Bacillariales, Bacillariaceae. The record is from the annotation of a GenBank genome assembly.